Messenger RNA from Malaclemys terrapin pileata, 7305 nucleotides. RefSeq names its product RALBP1 associated Eps domain containing 2 (gene REPS2). Gene Ontology annotation, cellular component: cytoplasm; plasma membrane. The transcript has 21 exons. Gene Ontology annotation, molecular function: protein binding; calcium ion binding. Bases 518 to 2263 code for a protein of 581 amino acids. Gene Ontology annotation, biological process: endosomal transport; endocytosis. Lineage: Eukaryota; Metazoa; Chordata; Testudines; Emydidae. The record is from RefSeq and is a predicted model, not a curated record.
CGCGGAGGCGGGGGAACGGGGGCGGCACCUUCCCCCUUUGCAGCGCCGCCUCCUCGCUCCCCGCAGCUCCGCACUCCCGCCGCCCGUCUCCGCCGCGGCACCGCAGCCCCCGCCCUAUGGACCCGGGACCCGGGGGGGCAGCCGCGGGGGGAGCGGGGCUCCUCCUGCCCCUCAGCGACACGGAGCAGCAGCGCUACUCCGAGCUCUUCUCGCUCUGCUGCUCGCCCGCGCCCGAGGGCGGCUCGGCGCCAGCCCCAGCCGCCGGGGGGAGCAAAGUGGGCGACUUGUUCAGGGCAUCGCAGCUCCCUGCGGACACGCUGCACCAGCUUUUGUAGAAAAUGAACUUCCUCUGCACGGUGUCAAGAUUUCUGAGAUCACAGAACUUUGUGGGGCAAAACGUGUGGGUUAUUUUGGUCCGGCUCAGUUUUAUGUUGCUUUGAAACUAAUUGCUGCAGCGCAGUCUGGCCUUCCAGUACGGAUAGAGAGCAUUAAAAGUGAAUUGCCUCUUCCUCGGUUUAUGGCACUCAAAAAUGACAUUGAAAUGAGAUAUGGAAAUGCAGCAGAAAUACACGGAGUUAAAUUUCAGCUUCCACAUCCAACCUUGGAAAAAAAUUCCUUCAAAAGAUCAGAUGAAGGGGAUAAAAAGCAGGAAACCAAGUCUCCUCCCAUGUCACCGAUGUGUUCACCUCCUGCUUCUCCAUCUAAUUACCAGAGGAUACCCUUGAGUUAUGGCUAUGGCAAGUCAAGGAGUGGGCUUGAACAGCCACAUGGAGUUUCUUAUGAAGCUAGACAUUCUACACACCAACAAGAUGGACCAGCAACGGGAAAUUAUGGAUCCAAAUCUGCACUUGUACAUUCCUCUCUUAGUCGGUCUCUUUCAGUAGAAAGGGAGCCACAGGACAGCAGUAAUUACCCAGAUGACCCCUGGAGGAUAACUGAGGAACAGCGAGAAUAUUACAUCAACCAGUUCAAAUCCCUACAGCCUGAUCUGAACUCUUUCAUUUCAGGUUCCGUGGCUAAGAAUUUCUUCACAAAAUCCAAGCUUCCCAUCCCAGAACUUUCUCACAUAUGGGAGCUGAGCGAUGUAGACUGUGAUGGAGCGCUGACGCUGCCAGAAUUCUGUGCUGCAUUUCACCUCAUUGUUGCUAGGAAGAAUGGUUAUCCAUUGCCAGAUACGCUGCCGGAGACCUUACUGCCAGAUUACCUUCAACCAGCUUCCUUUAAGCCUAAACGUGACUGCGCAUUAUUGGAUUCUUAUUCUGAAUCAUUGCCAGUCAGUCAACAGACCAGGGACUUUAAUCGAACUGAGCUUGAAACUGUCCGUGAAGAUCCAACCAACUCAGAGCCGUUGAUUCUCUUUGAUGUGGCGACCUCCGUUGUUGAGCCAAAGACAUCGGUUGAGGAGAUGCCUGAUAAAUCUGCCCUGACGCAAGAUGCAAAUAGUGAUGACAGUCAAGCUCUGAACAUAAGCACUACUGCCAAAACAAUACCAAAGGAUUUUAAACCAUCUCAACACUUGUCUGUCAAAACAGUUGUUCAGGAAUCGAACACACUCAAGGCAAGACCAAGAUCCAGGUCGUAUUCCAGCACAUCUAUUGAAGAUGCAAUGAAAAAGGGUGAAGAGCCCCCUAUGCCACCACCAAGGCCGCAGAAAUCACAUUCCAGAGCCUCCUCCUUGGACCUAAAUAAAAUCUUCCAGCAAAACACACAAGCUGUGAAGUCAGGUUGGUUACCACCACCACCUGCCCUGCCCCCUAGGCCUUUUGUAUCACAGCAGGGUCCUCACCAUGUCACAAAUACCGAGCCUGUUGCCCAGGCCAAAUCCAGCUAUGUAGAAUUCAGACUAAAGGAACAGACAGAACAAGUAUCUGAGAUGGAAUUACAUCCUCAGAUGAAUAGAGCUCCAUCACAGACAGAAGAAAGCAGCCCAACGAGAAAGGAGAUUCUGCUUUCUCAGCCACCAUCCAAACCAAUCCGAAGGAAAUUCCGCUCCGAAAAUCAGAUGUUGGAAAACCAGGAGCUUACUCCCACUAGCAUUGUGACCUCUUCCUUGCCUGCAGUCAAACCCCAUCUUCCAGCCCAAAACAGACAGUCUUCCAAACAGAAGAGGGCUAUUCAGACUGCUAUUCGUAAAAACAAAGAAGCCAAUGCGGUGCUAGCAAGGUUGAACAGUGAACUCCAGCAGCAACUGAAGGAAGUUCACAAAGAACGAAUUGCAUUGGAGACUCAGUUGGAACAGCUUCGUCCUGUAACUGUCUUGUGACCUUCAGUACAUUAUUUAAUGGCAAUAAAUGGACAUUUGUGCCAAGAAUUUUUGACUAUUAGCACAACAAUGUGAAGUCUUUGUAAAGUUUUCACUGAGGCAAAGUGGAAUGUGAGUUGGGUUUGUUGGGUUUUUUUGCACACCACCUUGCACAUUUUCCCUUUCAGAUGAAGAGGGUAGAUGAGAUAAAUGUCAAACCGUAGGUUAUGUUUAAGAAAUGAAAGUUGUUUCCAACUUGUCCUUCAGGAUAUUACAAAAUGCAGUUAACCACCAAAAUCAAUCAUCUAACUCUGAAAUUAUUAGUGGUUUAUUUAUUUAAAGAAUUCCUGAUUUAUGUACUUCCUUGAAAACCAAUUAUUAAAAGUUUCAUGCAUUCAAAAUUCUUCUUUAUAUUUAAAGUUCCUAUUCUAAGGUGGUUUCUUGGAUGUUACUGAUUUCACAUAGGUUUAUACCAGGAGGUAGUGUCUGUGGCUUUAAAACACAACAGAGAAUAAAAAUAAUUGUACAGAUAGUCUAUAUUCACAAUCACCUGUCACUUAAUUGUCUUUUUAGUGCCAUUUAUGAUUAUUGGUCAUUUAUGUCUUAUAAAUAUUGCAGGGUUUGUGUUUUAUAAGUUAAAAAUCAUGUGAAAAUGCAGUUUUGAGAACUAAAAAGUGUUGAAACUUGCUGAUUUUAGAAACUUUUUUUUUUAAAGCUAUACUCCCCAGGGAAAGUUAGAAAUGGGCAUGUUUCUCUGUAUGUAAUUAAUGUGUGCUUGUUAAAACAACAGCAUUGUAAUUUUACCACUGGAAGUUAAAAUGAAGCAUACUGUAUGUUGUGCUUGUCUUUGGAGACAUGGGUUUUAUUUCAUGUUUGUUUGCAUUGGUCUGCAUUCCUGUUUUACUAGCUAUUGCGUUUUUUUAAAGGACCUGAACUAGAUGUUUGAUUCCAAAUGAAAUAAACAUAUGUGUAUGCUCUAGGUAGGAUUUUUAAUGACUAUGAUGUGAAGAAAUGAAUCCUACAAGGGGUUGUCCAUUGAGUAGCCUUAAUACCGCACAGGAGAGGCUCAUUACGGGAUGAGGCUCCCAGGACCUUUCCCUUCUCCAAAGAGAGAGUCAAAGGCUAUAGUACUCUAUCUGGGUCUGAUCCAGGGCCAGUUGAAGUCAAUGGGCAUCUUUCCAUUGACUUCAGUGGACAUUGGAUUAAGUCCUCUGAGACUUUCUGACAAUGGGGAAGCUUUCUAGUGAACCUUUUAGGUAUUGGGCCAAUCCUCUUAUAACAGGUAGUUUUAGAAGUAAUGAAAUCAGCCUGUCCCCUUUGACAUAUGCCUUAUUGAUAAAAACAUAGCAUGCACGCCAUCCUAUUUCUUUCCUUCCCCCCUCGCAGCCCCACAUGAGAUGCAUUGUAUAGUCCAUUGCUCAGUGAUGUAAACUAAGCGUCUGCAUUAAGUUUGCAAAAGCUCUGCGUACAUUUUCUUCUAUUAUUUUUGAUGUUUUAUCCAUCUUGUUUUGGAAUGCUCCCGAAGGGUGUGUUAGAAGUAACUAGCCAGUCUCCUGUCGGGAUACAGUGCAAAAUGGAUAAACGUGAAAAAGCUGUAGCGGAAUAGCAGAGCAGCCAGAAGUUUUUUCGAGACGUAAAACAAGAAUGACAUCAAUGUAAAUGUUUAAAGUUGACAUGGUGACUGAACAGACUCCCUUGGCUGAAGUUUAUAUGGAUUCAGAGUUUAUAAAACGUUAUUCCAAUGUUGGGAGGGCAGUCCUCACAUUUGUAAAACUAUGUUAACUGAAAGUUUGUUUGGUAAUACACCUCUACCCCGAUAUAAUGCGGUAAAGCAGCGCUCGGGGGGGGAGGGGGGGGAGAAGUUGCGCACUCUGGUGGAUCAAAGCAAGUUCGAUAUAACGCGGUUUCACCUAUAAUGCGGUAAGAUUUUUUGGCUCCCGGGGACAGCGUUAUAUGGGGUAGAGGUGUACGUCACUUCUUAGCUAGCUAACCACUGUUCGUGUCUACGACACAGAACUGAAUUUUUGGAUUUCUGACUACUUCUGUGUUAAUGCUAAUGUUAAAACAUCUCAUGUUAAUGAGAUGACCAUGGUUUGUGACUAAAUGAAGUUAGAAUCACAGCUUCUCCCCAGUGAGCUGCAGAAGAAAUCUGCCAUCAUCUUCCCUAUUAGUGACAAUGUUCAGAACUUACACCAGUCAUUUUUAGAGAGACAAGGUGGAUGAGGUAAUAUCCUUUAUUGGACCUACUUCUGUUGGUGAGAGAGACAAGUUUUGCAGCUCAAAAGCUUGUCUCUGUCACCAGCAGAAGUAGUUCCAAUAAAAGAUAUUACCUCAUCCACCUUGGCUCUCUAAUAUCCUGGGACCAACACUGCAUACACGAGUCAUUCUUUUCAUUUACAAAAUUGAAUUGUUAGAUUUGAGUGAGUUUAAAUUUUUUUUAAUUCUUGUUUUGUCGUUUUAUUAAGUAACAAAAUGACAAUUUUAAAGGACAGAGUUGGGUGGCACUUUCCAUAUUUGUGAUCCAGAAUGUUUGGGAAAACUCUUAAGAAAUGUGCAAAUGUUUUAUUAAGCGCUUUGGGUGAGAUUCUGCAGAUCUUAUUCAUGUUGAGUAGGACCUUACUUCACAAGAAGCCUCAUUUAUUUCAGUGGGACUACUCAUGGAGUAUGAUGCUACGCUUAAGUAAGGGUGGAGAAAAGUAGUCCAUAGGGCUUUUUCAAAGAUCUGUCAUGCAAAGUACUAUUAUAAUUAUUCCUUAUACUAUGAAUCAGGAUACCUGGAUGACCAUCAGUGGAACAUGUUACUUAGGCUUGGUCUACACUAGCAACUUAUGUCCACACCCCUGAGCAAGGCAGUUGUACUGACCUAACUAACUCCUGGUGUAGACAGCCUUAUGUUGAUGGGAGAGCUUCUGUCAACAUAGCUGCCACCUCUCGGGGAGGUGGAGUACCUAUGCUGAUGGGAGAACGCCUCCUGUCAGGGUAGGUAGUGUCUUCACUGAAGCGCUACAGCAGCACAGCUGCAUCUGCGUAGCUGUGCCACUGCUGCCUUUUAAGUGUAGACAGGCCCAUAGUCCUCCUGAAUCAUAGGGGUUAAUACAUAAAAGGGUUUAUACCAUUUCUGAUGCUGAGCUUUUAGAGCUGCAUUCUAAUGUUCUACUGAGCUCAAGGGGCCAUCCUAAUUCAGUCAUUGUAUGUGUCGUUUAUUAUAUUAUUGAUGGUGGUGUACCACUUUACACAGUGUGGAAAGCAAAAUAGCAAGGGAAGAGUUGAGACAUGUUUUAUCUCUGAAGCACAAAAUCAGGAAGCAAGUUACCUGGAGUAUCUUCCUAGUACUUUGACAGUUCUGAUAGCCUACAGAAGAUGUAAAAUCCGCUCCUGCUGUUAUUUUGGUUUAAAAAUAAAAUGUAAUGGGAGUUACAGGUGCUCAGCCCCUUUGAAAAUCAGGCCAUUUAUUUAGGUGCAUAUAGCUAAGUCCCAUUUUCAAAAGUGACCUAGGCCUUUAGAAGCUUAAGUCCCAUUAAUUUUCAAUGAGACAUAAGGAAAAAAUGUCAAAAGUGCUUAAGUGACUUAGGACUUUCAAUGAGACAUAGGCUCCCAAGCUCCUAAGUUACUUUUGAAAAUGUGACUUUGGCUCCUAUGUCACAUAGGCUACACUUUUGAAAUUGCCUUAGGCUAAACUUUUCAAACAUGGGUGCCUAAAAUUAAGCACCUGUAAUGGCCUGAUUUUCAGAAGUGCUGAACAUCCAUAAAUCCCGCUGAAGUCAAUGGGAACCAAGUGCUAAGAACUGUUUGAAAAUCAGGCCAUUUUAUUUCUGUUCUAAAUGUAUAUAAUGGCUCAACAUCAGACACAAUGAACAAGUUGUGGGGACCUGUUUAAAGAUAGAACAGUCUGACUUUACAAUCACAGAACAUUGUUUAAAGAUAUUAAAUAUUAAAGAUUAAUGUUCUGGUUAUUAAACUAGUAUUAGGACACCAUGGACAUUUAUAUAAUAUCUUUUAUUAUGGCUCCCAUAUUGGUGGAUUAAAAAAUAUCAGUCAUUAGCAAGUUCACCCUGUUAGGUUCAGAAAUGUCAGUUUUAACUUGAAACAUUAUUUCCAAGCACAGUUUUAUAGGAUGGGAGAUGGUCACUUCAGCGAGAGGAACUUUUUCAGCUUUCUUCUAAACAUUCCAAGCUUCAUAUUGUACUCAGGGUCUCGGAGCAUAUCUUGUCAUUUCACAUACUACACUUGCACAUGCAAGCAGGGUAGACAAUUUUCUUUAGGUGGUGGCCUGGCCUAAAAUAAGAAAUAAUCUUGAGAGAUGCAAUGAGGGAGGUUAGGGUAGUUUUUCAUACCUCAAACCCUACUUCAUACCUAACAAGACUUGGAGGACAAUUGUUUGCAUUACAGAACUACCUUGGGGGGUGGUUGUGAUUUGGAACUCUUCACAAGAAGCUUUAGGAUAAGCUUAAUAUGGCAAUUCUCUCUCCCUGUUGUAGAAGCUGCUUCCGCCAAGUUUAAAUCCCAGAUCAUGACACAGACAGUUUGUGAAAGCUUCCCCAGUCUGAAAGGGAGGAGCAUCACUUCUCCAGCACUGCCAGUCCUUUAGCCUUCAGCACAUAUACACCUUAAUUGACAAGAAGUAGUUGUCGUUAUAAAAGUCAGGAUGGGAAAGAGGGAUAAUGAACCCACAUAUUUUAGCAACUAGAGUGAAAACUUAUUUUUUCAAGACAUGACUAUCCCAAAUGAGAAGAAAUAUAUAUUUUGAAGCUUUUCUUUAUCUUCAUGAAACUAUGUAUUACAUCUUUGUCUGCUAUUGAUCAUUUGAUAUAAAACUGGUAUUGGGAGCCUUAUUGUUAAUCUAAAAUUUUAAAAAAGUUCCCCUCAGGUUACUAUAUAUUUGUAUAUUACACAGUGUAGUUGAUAACCAUAUUCCAGAAGACUUGUUUUCACAGCUACAGAAAUGUUAGUGUGGUAGAUUGCAGGAUAUAUAACAUUCUAUACUAUGCACAUCCAAUUUUGGAAAAUGUAUAUGGUAUGAAACUGGGUGCUCUUGUAAAAUAAAAAGCUACAAUAGCUUCCAA